AUGGCCGGUUCGCUUAUGCCGCAAAGCCUGUGCUGCAUAACCCCACAAUCCCCAAAUUGUUACAAGAAUGAAACCCUAGCUUUCUCCAACUCUCAGCUCUUCUCCUCCAGUUCAUCUUUUAGAUUAAAGAAACAGACUUUACCGUCAGCUAUUCGGAUUAAGAGGCGGAGGAGUCAGAAUCAUCGCUCUGUGGUUCCUGUUGUGUUUGCUUCACAGUCCAACUUCUUCAAAGUUCUGCAAACGGCAUGGAAGGUUGGGAGAGAUGGAGUUGAGGCAGGAACCAAUCUUGUCCCGAAUUCAGUACCGAGACCAGUUGCAAGGGUUUCUGUGACUAUAGUUGCAUUGACACUUUCACUGUUUGUGCUCAAAUCUUUCCUGUCUACAGCUUUCUUUGCACUGGCUACGAUGGGACUUGUAUACUUUAUAUUCAUUGCUUUGAAUAAGGAUGAAGGGCCCAGGGGGGGUGGAGGCACCACUUCAACGCCAAAGGAGGACGGGAUAGACGACAGUCUAGAAGAAGCCAGAAGAAUCAUGGAGAAGUACAAGUAACAGACACAUGGGUGGACCGUGGAAUGGAACAAGGUAUCUUCAUUGACAGAACAAAAAUCUCUCAUUUGCUGGUUUAUGCUGUUAGGAAAGGCCUAGCAUAGCGAACCUGACUGUGAGGAGCCGUCCUUUUCGGAAAGUUGACGGGAAGUUAAUUAGUUUUAAUCUUUGCAAAGCUCAUGGAGAUCUUAUUAUACACAAAAGAAUGGUCUUUUCUGUAGAAGUUGGCAUUGAUGGUAGGAAAUUGCCACGGUUAAUAUAGUUAUUAGUGGCAGCAUGAUAAAAUGAGACGGAGAGAAAGGCGUAUACGAUAAGUUACAAGACAAGAGGGAGACAGAGAGAAAUGAGUAUACGCUGCGAAGUGAUUAUCGCACUUCCUUUUAUGAGCCGUUAAGAUAUAUGGUUUACAAUCUUAUUUUCUCAAAAACUAAAGAAUUUAAUCUUUGAAUUA
This is a messenger RNA of Pyrus x bretschneideri (Chinese white pear), 997 nucleotides long. RefSeq lists its product as uncharacterized. The transcript has 4 exons. The record is from RefSeq and is a predicted model, not a curated record. Lineage: Eukaryota; Viridiplantae; Streptophyta; Magnoliopsida; Rosales; Rosaceae. The coding region runs from base 1 to 549 and encodes 182 amino acids.